Neltuma alba is the source of this 2151-nucleotide messenger RNA. Its product is annotated as pentatricopeptide repeat-containing protein At1g07740, mitochondrial-like. The record is from RefSeq and is a predicted model, not a curated record. Gene Ontology annotation, molecular function: protein binding. Lineage: Eukaryota; Viridiplantae; Streptophyta; Magnoliopsida; Fabales; Fabaceae.
AAGUUUUGAAUAGGGCAAAUAGUAAGAGCCGAGGUGAACAGAAGAUAAUAAGCUAAGAUAAACUCUCUACUGGACCUCACAAGUAAGUAUCUCACUCGCUUGCUCACAGUAGCCGAUCGGGGAUCUAUCAGCAACUCAUCCUAACUCUGAACAGUUGCAAGGGGCCCACCUAGUUGUUGUUGUCAUCGUCGUUAUCGUCGUCGUUGUCGUUGUUGUUAGGAGUAGCAGUAUUAGCAUCAAAUUUUCAUCUCUAUUAAUUCUAUGUAUUGACUAUGCAGGCUAUCAAUGUUCUUGUCACUUUCAAUAGGAUGAUCUUUUCAAGAGCAAAAGCUAUUAAUUUGAUCUGUUACUCUAACCAAACCCUUUCUCAGCUAUUUUGCACUCUUCAUACAAAAAAUUUGCGAGCCAAGCCUCAGCAUGAACGAUCACGGAUUGCAAACUCACAGAGUCGCAAGCGCAUGCCUUUCAUCACCCAAGUCAAACAAUUGCAUGACCCAGAAGAAGCCCUAUUGCUUUUUCAUGAAUACAAGAAACAAGGAGUCAAGCAUGACUACCCCUCCUAUGCUGCAUUACUCUACAAACUGGCUCGAUCAAGAAGCUUUGAAGCUGUUGAAGCUGUUCUUGCUUAUAUUCAAGACAGAGGCAUACACUGCAAAGAAACCAUUUUUGUUGCUCUAUUUCAGCAUUACAACAAAGCCAAACUUCCUGAAGAGCUGAUGGCAUAUCGAGGGUGCAGACCUCAGCCGAUCAAUUUUUCUGUUUUGAUGAAUGAUUUGGGUAAGAGAGGGAAGAUUGAGGAGGCAAAAUCAUUACUUCACGAGAUGAGAAAGAGGAGGUUGAAGGCAGAUGUUGUAAUCUACAAUGUUUUGAUAAAUUAUCUCUGCAAGGAAGGGAAGACAACAGAAGCUUAUAAAGUUUUAAUUGAGAUGCAGAUUAAGGGUUGUGAGCCCAAUGCCGCUAGCUACCGGAUGAUGGUUGAUGGUUUCUGCAAGACUGGAGAUUUUGAGGGAGGUCUGAAUGUUUUAAAUGUAAUGCUAGCAAGCAAACAUUAUCCCCGUUCUGAAACAUUUAAUUGUUUAGUUGUGGGCCUGUUAAUCUGCGGGAAGAUUGAUGAUGGUUGCUUUGUCUUGAAAGAGAUGGAGAAGAGAAAGCUGCAGCUUGCUCUAAAGAGUUGGGAAACUCUUGUGAAAUUUGCUUUUGCUGAAGACAAAAAUGCUAGUGAGCUUAUAGAUGACCUUACAGCUCAUUAUCAUCUGCAUUAGGCAAGGUAUUAGUGGCGGAUUAAAUUUUGUGGCAACUCUUUUGCUGUGGCUUGAACAUCCUUAUUGCAUUAAAAUGGUGGAUUAUUCUGGCACAGGAGCUCCUGGAUGGGAAUUAAAAUUUUAACUUCGGUUAUUUGGUAGGAACAAGUUGGACGAGAGUGCAUUAGACAGUGGCCAUAUUUUGCUGGCCAAAGUUUAAUACAGAAUCUUGGGAGUCUAUUUAUAAUGAUGCAAUUAUCUAAAAAUCUGAAUCUAAUUCCCGCCAACUGGCUUGCUUUUAGAAUGCUUACCUGAAAGUUGAUAAGUCAAGCAUAAUUGCAACCUGAAAUUUCAAUAGCCUCGAUGUGUUCUCUGACUCUUUGAUGUUGGCCAAAUCCCAUAUCGAUAUUUUUGGGGGCAGAAGUUACUAUUGCCUUGUUCAUGCUUCUUCUCUUAGGUUCAGAUUCCAUUUUUCUUCCCCUUUCUCUGCUUGAGAUCUGCUGCGAAAAGCCAAGCAAAGCAAGGCUCCUGUCACAGUAAAAAAGGAAGAAGUGGAUCUAAGAGGGUUACUGGCUGUUGUAGAUAUGAGACUUACGUCCAACUACAUGACUUUUGUUGACUGUUAUUUAUCUUACUUUUUCAGAUUCCAAGAUAGUAGAACAGGAGUAAUUCGGAUGAUUUUGUAUCUAAAUGUUCUGACCUUGGCAAUACAGCGAUAUAUUCCACGAUAUGAAGGCAGUAUAACCUGACUGAUGCCGUGGCUGCCAUGUCAAGAGGAAUAAUGGGCAACCUGCCAGUCCCUAAGUAAUAACAUUGUGGCAUCAUCUUACUUGCCCUUAUUUUUCACGUGUUGAAUAGAGCAUAAACAAGCUCAUAUAAACAAAAUAAAUUUAAUAAUCAAUUUUUAAUA